Messenger RNA from Ooceraea biroi (clonal raider ant), 6512 nucleotides. RefSeq names its product tyrosine-protein phosphatase non-receptor type protein myopic (gene mop). The record is from RefSeq and is a predicted model, not a curated record. Gene Ontology annotation, molecular function: protein binding; protein tyrosine phosphatase activity. Gene Ontology annotation, cellular component: endosome. Gene Ontology annotation, biological process: endocytic recycling; early endosome to late endosome transport; protein dephosphorylation. NCBI's taxonomy places the organism in Eukaryota, Metazoa, Arthropoda, Insecta, Hymenoptera, Formicidae.
UAUUUAUUUAACAGUGACAUAAGUAUACAAUUAUACGUAAUAAUCUCCAAAGCAAAUCAUAAAAUUUCCUCCUCAUUUAAAUCGGCCUUUAACUCCAUAACAGUGACUCUCAUAUUACACUAUCUGUCAUUUCAAUUCCCCUCGAUUUUUCUCAGCAAAAUUCUGCGCUGCCUUGGUAACAUAUUCCUGCGUAUUUCAAAUUCCAAAAUAAACAAUGAAUAUACAUUUAUUCCCUCGUAGCAGUAUUCCAUCGUAGAUUUUCCCUUUACGCGUAUUUCCUUUUGAAAUGAGAAUCCUCGAUCUUCUUAACCUAGUUCUCAUGAAGAACUGCCGUCGCCCGAUGUGUCCCGAUUGGGUACGAUCCUAGCUCUUUCGUCACGAGUGUAUAUACGGUACGUGACGGAACGAGUGUACGUACGUAUGUAUGUAUGUACGUGUUUUCGUGACCGAAUCCAUUUUCGUGUGUACUAUUACGCUGACAGAUGACCGACUAUCAGCAGCCGACGAUCCCGACGGAGUGAGGACCGGUGCGAGCGGCUCGACAUGGAGGCAGUGCCAAGGUUGCCGAUGAUAUGGUUCCAAGUGAAAGUCAGCCCGGAACCCACCACUUUCGGACCGAAGCUCAAACAGUACAUACGAGACUUUUACAAUGAGGAUCCGGAGUCUUACAGCAAUGAGAUGCACCAGCUGGAGAGCCUGCGCUCGAUGGCAGUGCGACCACCCGUUGACAUGGCGGGCUGCGUACUCCUGAAGAAAUAUUACUGCCAGUUGCACUUCCUGCAGAGCAGGUUUCCCAUGGGCAAGGAUGGCGUGGCCGCAGUUAUAUUCACAUGGCGAGACACGUACGCGAAUAUGGUGUGUUCGAUGGCCAACAUUCGUUUCGAGAUGAUAUCCAUUCUGUAUAACAUCGGAGCGAUACACAGCCAAUUGGGUGCGCGUACGGAGAGGAACAGUGCGGACGGCAUGAAAAUGGCGUGCACUCAUUUCCAAUGCGCAGCCUGGGCGUUUGAGCACUUGAAGAACAGCUAUCCUCAGCCGUCCGGCGUGGACCUGGCACCAGAAUUGAUGACCUUCAUGCAUCAGCUUUGUCUGGCGCAAGCCCAGGAAUGUAUAUUGGAGAAGAGUAUGCUGGACAAUCGUAAGCCGACCAUCGUAGCGAAAGUCGCACGGCAGAUAGUGGAUUACUUUACCAUGGCGCUAAACACGCUGGAACAAGGUGGCAGCGAAGAUGGGACCGUAUCGGAUACUGUGGGUACCAAGAUAUACAAGAGUUGGAAACGUUACGUCAAGUUUAAGAAGGCAUACCACUUGGCCGUCACGUAUCUUUACCAGGGCCUCGCUGCUGAAGAGCAGAGGAAAAUGGGAGAGCGGGUAGCCUUUUACAACGCCGCGUUAGCGUCUCUCAAUGAUGCACAUGCGAUCUACGACUUUGCGAACGUGAAAGAAGAAAAAGCCGCAGUGGAGGAAUCGCUCACCUUCACGAACGACGUGAUAGAAGGCAAAAGAAAAGCGGCUAAAAACGAGAAUGAGUUUAUCUAUCACGAGGAAGUGCCAGAAAAAGAAACCUUGCCCACGGUGAAAGGCGCUUCCUUAGUUAAGGGAAUAUCGUUCAAUAUUAAUGAUCCGGAGGUGUCAGGGCAGGAUAUAUUCGCGAGAUUAGUUCCCAUGAAGGUACACGAAGCUAGUUCUCUCUAUUCCGAAGAGAAAGCCAAGAUAUUGCGUUCUGUGGGAACGAAAAUUGAAGAGAAAGAUCAGUAUCUCAAUACUUAUUUGACUUCUUUAAAAUUGGAACACAUGAACCUGUGGGAUCUUGAUGCGCAAACUCCGGAAUGGGAAUGCUUGCCCCUACCAGAAGAAUUAGUCGAACGAUGCGCGGCGCUCAACGCAAAACCGAACGUCAUUCAGGAUCUGGUAGAUAUAAUGGGGAAAUUGUCCGAGACGAGCCAAGAUGUCGAGAGAGUGUUGAAAGAAAUAUCAAAACUUCUGUUGGAUGAAGAACAGAAAGAGAAGCAAUACCAAGAUGCAGUGGGCAAAAGGCCACCGUCGAUAGUGGCAACAGAUUUGACUAGGGAAGCUAAAAAGUACGAGGAAGCUCACAACAAGGCCUCUGAGAGCAAUCAGGCUCUUCAUAAAGCAAUAACGAUGCACGUAAAGAACCUAAAAAUUCUCUCACAGCCAUUGGCUGAUUUAAUGGCGCAUGUCCCGUCACCGAGCACAUAUCUCUCAGAUCAAAGUUCUGAAAAGUCUCAGAGUGCAAGGGAAAUAGAAAAAAUGCAUACGAAAGAACUGAAACGUAUUCUAAAUAAAGUGGACGAAAUGCGAAUGCAGAGGCUCGACUUGCACACGAAAUUACGAGACCAGAUCGCACAGGAUGAUCUAACACGCUUAUUGGUCACGGCGACAUCUGAAUCCGCUCCUUUGGAUCGUCUGUUUGCAGAUCAGCUUGGCAAGCAUCAAAGUUUGGUGAGCUUGAUAGAGCAGAAUCUUGCCGCGCAGGAUAACAUACUGGCGGCUUUGACAGACGUGUACGCACAGACUGCCAACGUGCGGAAGAACGUCGAUGAAGUACUGAAACGCAGAGAAAUCACGGUAUCCUCCUUAGUAGCGUCGUACGACGCGUACGAGGACUUAUUGGCGAAAUCGAGUAAAGGUUUAGAAUUCUACCGGAAAUUGGAGAUAAAUGUCUCGAAGCUAUUGCAACGAGUCAAGAGCACGUGUAAGGUGCAGGAAGAGGAGCGAGAGCAAAUACUCGCGCAGGAUAACAAGAACACGUACGAAAAGACUGAUACCGUACCAUCCACUUAUGAUCCGGGACGUACUCGAUCCAGUAACGGUCCGAAAUUGAAAGACUACUUGAACAGCAGGGUGGAAGGCGGCACCGGUUAUCAAAAUCCGUACUAUAAUUUGUACAAGGGACACGCUGCGACGAUGCAGAUGGACUCGGUAGCGAAAUCAUUGGUGAGCGACGUCGCGGACAAGAUGCAAUCCCCAACGGUGGCUGCGUCGGAAGUGCCCUCCUCGUCCGUGAAAUCGUCGCAGCAUUACUAUUCCGCGACAUAUGCUGAUUAUAGAACGAACUCGUACGCGUACGGUGCUCAGAAUUACUACGAAAACCCGAUUGCCAGCAGCACCCUGAACCAGAACUACCUGCCGGCCAGCAACACGAACGCCGCGAACAUCUACCAGCAACCAGUCGCGCCGGCUGCGGACGCGUCCGGUUCGAACAUGCAAUAUCCCGCCAAUUCCUACCUACCGAACGGACAAGCUCUACCCACACCCGCUGCUGGACAAGAGAAAUUCCGCACUGCUACGCGUUCCAACUAUGGUGUCUCCAACACCGCUCUGCAAUAUGAUGCUUACCAGUCUCCAGCGGGCUACGGCAGCUAUAAUAUCGCGACGCCAUAUACAUCUAAUCAAGAAAACUCUGCUAUUGCUGCUGCUGGGAUCAAGGGCGCAACAACGGAGAUACCUCCAAAUCUUCAAAAGGUUCAAACAAUACCGCAGAUGCCUACUUCUACGAUCAACGCCGCGAGUAGCGGCGGCGCGGCGACCAAUGAUCAGAGUCGAGCUUACGGCGUUGCGCAAUCGGGUCAGCAGAGAACAGCUUUGAACCAGGAGUUGCCUCUCGGUGGCCAAAGUGCCGUUAGGCCUCAGACACUGCCAACGAAGGACAGCACGCUGAUGCCGAACUACUCGCUGCCUCAAACCGGCACUCAUCCUGCUGACAUGGCGUACCCGCAAAACUAUCCGAGUACCGCGUAUUAUAGUCCAGCAGACCCGCAGACCCAGCGAGUCCCGUAUACUCACGGCACGUAUGACGCGAGCACGGUCGUGCCACCAACGCAGUACGCGCAAUCGCAGCAACCGGCCGCGAGCAAUCAGCAGCAACCCGUGCCGCACUCGGUAACGCCAGCGAAUGAAAUCGCAGCGGCGUACUCGGCAUCGAGCUUGCACGGUGUUAAUCCUGUCCAGUAUCCGCAACAACCCGGCGCGGAACGGAGCAAACACAACUACGCGGACAAAGCGUCGUGCGGUUACGGUACGACGCAGGUGAAUCCCGUCGCGUCGAAUUACCCAAGUACUUAUCAGAAUUAUCAGGCUGGCACCGUGACCGACACGCCGUAUCAGCAGGGCAACGCGUUACCCACGGACGCGUCCAGUACCUAUGCGUAUUUGAACAGCUCGAACAGCACGGAAAUGAUACAGAGCCACGUGAAGUCGACCACGGUGCCGAGUUACACGCAAUCGUAUCAGUACUCGCAUCAGGGUCCCUACUCGGGAUACGCGCAGUAUCCGAGUUACUCGCAGGGUCAGAGCUAUGCUUACAUGCCGAGCGCUCAUGGAACGAAUGCGAUGGCGUACACGUAUAAUACGGCUAAUCAAGCGCAAGGCUACGCUUACGCACCCAAUUCUCAAAACGUGCAGACUACUCGAGCGUUGGAAGCGACCGCCUCGACGACGACGGUCUCUGACGUCACGGCCAGCGGUGUUUAUCAGCAGCAAGAAACGAACGCGAGGUACACGAACGCGGGCAACAACGCCGUGGUCAGUCAGACACCGUCCUCGCAAUACAGUCCAGCGUACUCGCCUCAAGCGGGAAGCGACACGUAUUACACCACGCCGUACGGUCUUCAAAUGCAGGGUCAAACUGGCUCGGUCACAAGACCUGAGAAUUAUACCAAUUACAAUCAGACGUACAUGCAGGCGGUCAAUAAUGGGACAAGCACAACGACAAGCGCGAAUCCGAUGAAGCUCACGACUAAAUCCGACGAACCGAAAUCAAACGUCGAUCUUCUUGCCGACCUCGACAUCACCAUAAACCAUGCACCUCUUGUGCCAGAGGUGCGACCUCUUUCCACCGUGCAGAAGAAGGAGGAGACUGAUCGAUCUACAGAAAAUGGCAAAGCAGAAAAAAACGAACAAGAGAAAUGUCAAAAGACUGAACAGGAAGCGACAGCUUCCACCGAAGAUAAAAGUGACCACGAAAAUUUGCAAAUCGUAUGGGACACUUGGUACAACGACGUUCAACCGAAGAAAGAUCCUCUUGGAGAACCGGCAACGUUGCAAAAGUUCGUUAACGACGUGGAGAAAUACGAGAAGUUUGUAGAUAGUUUACUUGUGAAGACACUAAGCGGAGCUACGAAUCUUGAUAUCAAGUGGAAGGAAGUUCAAGAUUUCGAGGAACGAGAAAAUGGAAAACAGUCGAGCACCGUGGCAUUGGCUCAUUCAUCCGAAAACCGAACAGUGGAUUGCAUUCCGUAUGAUACUACAAGGGUCCAGAUAUCUUCAUCGGAUGUCUCGUCGUACAUAAACGCAUCUCACAUCAUGGAAAUCACACAGUGGAUACCUACAGCAUUUAUCAUUACCCAGACACCUUUGCCGGACAAAUUAGAUGUAUUUUGGACGAUGGUCUGGGAACAGGAGAGUGAAGUUAUUGCAUGUUUGGCGUCCGAUGCUCAGCUCAACGCGGAGCUAUAUUGGCCCAUAAACGAAGAGAGUAAUUUAGAUAUAGGCAAUUUCACGAUUUCGCUAAAGAAAAUAGUUAAUCAUACAACUUACAUUCAACGGACGCUUUCCGUGCAACACAACAAAAAGAAAUCGGAAAGAAUCAUUGUACACAUGCAGUUUCUCGUGUGGCCUUCUAACGGUUUUCCAAGUAGUCCUGGAGCUCUGCUGGCAUUUUCAAGCGAUGUGAUGACGGAACAAGCAUUACGACGUUGUUCACCCAAGCCCGUAGUUGUACAUUGUUUGGACGGCGGCUCGCUGAGCAGCUUGUUUUUGGUAGCAGCUGCAACAGUAUGCCACAUUCGAGCGGGUUGUGGAAUUAUAGACGUGCCACUGGUCUUUAAAGGGCUUGCAAAGUGUCGCAAACAAGUUGUGAAUAAAGAAUCGUUGUUAUUUGCCUAUAGACUAGUAUUGUACCACGCUCAAGAUAUUUUAAUGAAACGCGGCAUUUUGUCAUCUACUCGAUCCACAUUUGAAAAUUUUGACGGAUUUAAAGGGAACAAGGAGAAGACAUUAAGGAAAGUGCAGUGCCACCCAUCGGAUGAUUUUCUUCAUAAUCUCGGCGUGGGAAUGCACCGUACUGAUCCCGAACAACAAGGGAAAACACAAGCGACAAGUGACACCAUGUCAAGUAAAGGUUCAACAUCAUCGCAAGAAAAACCUAAUGGCGGAGUCAUCGAUCCCUUGAGUCAGUUGGAUCCUUUGUGGUCUAUUAGAAGAUAAUUACACAACGCUAGGAAUGUAAAUUCCUCUAUGCAGCUUUAAACGGACGAUUAUUUAAACGAAAUAGCCAUUCCUAUCUUUGUUAAAGUGAUUGAGAAAACACCGAUAUAGAAUUUUUAAGAUAGCUUGUAUAAAUAAUGUUAUAUAAUGGCAUAAUAAGAAGAGGUAAUAUCUCUCUAAAUUAGCCUUGAAAUAAAAUACAUUUAUUCAAGUAUUUGCUAAUUCUUAAGUUUUAACGCGGUUUUACAGUCUGUUAAAUAUAUAGAAUAAAAAAUAUAAAACAC